AUGGGGAUUUAUCGCUCUCUCAGAAGCACGUGGGACGCAUUCCAGAUCGGACUCAAAGGCGAGUACUCCCCGGCGCGCGUGCUGGCUUUGAACGAGUACACCAACUCGACUCCAUGGUGGCGCGUCGCCGGCAUCAUUUUCUUCACUCCACUGCCCAGCCUCAUCUACAUCUGCCUACCCGAGACGGUCGACCUCUCCCCGCCUGAGUUAGGAAUAGCAAGUAACAAGACCUUCUUCGGCCGCUUCUUCCUCUCGUACACGAUGUGGUGUCUGCUGCAGAUGCACAUGAUAAGUGAGCGAAUGCCUCUACUAUCGGUCUCCAAGAAACAACUCGUCGUCAGUGCAGUCACUGUUGCAGCCUUUUCAACGGGUGUGGAGCUGCUCUACGCGUGGUGGAUCGGCUUCCCAGUACCUUAUACGAUCCACAUGAUGGCGGUGCCGUACUUGUCGCUCAUGUUCUUCGCCUUCGCUAUCGUCUGGUACCCGCACGUUCGUGAUAACUGGAGCUUACUAUGGAAGAUAGCGGACGCCAUUUUGAUCUGCGUUUGUCACGGACUCAUGAACGGUAUCGAGAGUACUGCGUUCUCGUUGGUGCUACCGGUGCUCAAGACGCUGUAUCGGGUGAUGUUCUACUACUUCUGUCGCUCUGCUAGUGGCGAGAGGAUCACGAUUGUCGUUGUGUUUAAUGGUGAUCUGGUCAACGCACUUUUCGUAAGUUUCUGCAUGCAGUACCAGCCCACGUGGGUGACGACAGCCAUCCUCAUGGUUGCCAACGCGCUGCAAGUGGUCCUAGCAAUCCGCGACAUUGACAGUAUUCGCAAGAAAAUCGCAGAUACAGCAGUGAAAAUUAUGCAGCUACGACAAACGGGUAAGCACAGUUCCAAGCUACCCGGAGCUCGCGUCGCCACCUUCAUGAUGCUGCCUCAAGCCGCCGACAUCUUCCAGAGAUACAGCUUCGACUCAGUCAAGGCGGGUGUGAAGAGAGCGCAGAGAUUUAUCAUCAGCCAGACGAGCGAUGUGGGCAAACAACUCCUACGCAGCAACCAGAUAAUACCCGUGGACAAUUCGAUCGUUCACAUCGGUCCGAAGACUAGCAGCAUUGUUGCAGCCCUCUCAGAACUGCAGCUGCUCGAGCGCAAAAACGUGAGUCUCGUACGUAAGCUCAUGUACGCGUCCGCGUUCUCCAUCCUCACAGCAUUCGCGGAAGUCAUCACGCCCAUCGUGUACUGUACGUCGCUGUACUUGUCCUUAGUUUUUCACAUGCCCAACCGCAACUACUACUCGCAGAUCGCGAGCAUGAACUCGACGCACCUGGCCAAGCUGGUAGUAAACGUUCUACUGUACAGUCUCGUCGAACUCGCCUCCUUUGUCGUGCUCACUCUGAGACUCAAGAGACGACUCGACUUCUCGACGCUGCACCAGCUUGCGUUCGUGCUGGACAAGUACAUGAUCCACGUGCAGACGGCGAUUAUCUUGUGGGUCUUCUACACGACGCAGAUCUCCCUCGAGCACUACGGCACAGACUACACUUUCCAGUUCGCGUGGCUCCACAGCAACUCGACAGCGUGA
Phytophthora sojae is the source of this 1569-nucleotide messenger RNA. RefSeq lists its product as hypothetical. The transcript is spliced from 4 exons. Lineage: Eukaryota; Oomycota; Peronosporomycetes; Peronosporales; Peronosporaceae. The coding region runs from base 1 to 1569 and encodes 522 amino acids. The record is from RefSeq and is a predicted model, not a curated record.